ACAAACUUUUCCCAGAUUAAUUUCUCCAGUUAUUAAUUUCUUUUUUGGUCAUAAUUUCACUCUUAACUCUUUUGGAUUUUUAUACCAGAAAAGAUGCUGAUUUUCCGAACUUGUACAAUUUUAUUGUAAAUAAGUGAAUAAGGGGAAACCACGUGUCUUCAUGAAACUAAGGAGGCUUAUUAGUGCAUGCCUAGAUGCUUUAAAUACACUAAUAUCUGGCAUUGAGUCACCCAAUUCAUUUUCCUCUUAUCGAUACUUAGAAAGGUGCACUUGCUAAGAGUUUUGCUUGAAAAGCGCUCAAAAUCUGGGAGUCAUGGCUGAAGGUGGCAAUGUAGCUUGUACUGAGAGAAAAUGGAAGAUACCACUCUUUGUUUUCUUUGAAGAUAUUAGGCAUGUGUUCAAAUUCGACGAUCUUGGCAUGGAAAUCUUACGUAUCGCGUUCCCUGCAGCACUAGCAUUAGCUGCCGAUCCCAUUGCUUCUCUAAUUGAUACAGCAUUCAUCGGUCAUUUAGGCUCGGUCGAAAUUGCAGCAGUAGGAGUAUCAAUAGCCAUUUUCAAUCAAGCCUCUAAAGUCACAAUAUUCCCUUUAGUUAACAUAACUACUUCAUUUGUUGCUGAGGAAGACACAGUUAGAAGAAUUAGCGAAAAAGCAGCAGCAAUAGCUGAUUUGGAGAAAGGUAAGGAGGACAAGAAUGAUAACAAAGUGAUAACAGAUGAUACUUAUGACAAUGAGAAGAUGGAAAAAUGUGCAUCCACCAAUAACGAAACCAAAGAGUCCGCACCCGCACCAGAAUUUGGGACAAUAGCAUGCAAGUCUUCGGAUAAUCAAAGUAAAGCCAAACUCAAACGUGUAAAGCGACAUAUUCCAUCGGCUUCAACUGCAAUUCUCAUGGGCUGUAUUCUUGGCCUUUUGCAAACGAUCUUUCUAAUAUUUCUCGCGAAACCAAUUUUGAGUUUAAUGGGGGUGAAAUCUGAAUCUCCCAUGCUUUCUCCAGCAAAGAAGUAUUUGACCCUGAGGGCGAUUGGUGCUCCUGCUGUCCUCCUUUCUUUGGCUAUGCAAGGCGUUUUUCGCGGUUUCAAGGAUACAAGAACUCCGUUAUUCGCUACUGUUGCUGGAGAUUUGACAAACAUAAUUUUGGACCCAAUCUUUAUUUUUGUUUUCCAUUGGGGUGUUAGUGGUGCUGCCAUUGCUCAUGUUCUUUCUCAGUACUUGAUAUCAAUUAUUCUCCUGUGCAAACUGAUGACGGAAGUUGAGUUGUUACCUCCUAGUGCGAAAGAUCUGCAGUUCAGCAAAUUUCUUAAGAAUGGGUUUUGGUUACUAGCAAGGGUGAUAGCUGUCACAUUUUGUGUGACUUUGGCUGCAUCAUUGGCUGCACGGCUAGGCGCAACACGGAUGGCUGCAUUUCAAGUGUGCUUACAAAUCUGGCUAACAUCAUCUCUACUUGCUGAUGGAUUGGCUGUAGCAGGACAGGCAAUCCUUGCUAGUUCCUUUGCUGAGAAAGACUACCAGAAAGCAAAGGCUGCAGGAGUGCGAGUCUUACAGAUGGGAUUUGUGUUGGGAUUUGGACUUGCUUUGGUUGUUGCAAUUGGUUUAUAUUUUGGAUCAGGAGUCUUUUCAAAGGACAAAAAUGUUAUCCGCCUCAUAACCAUUGCCAUCCCGUUUGUCGCUGGUACACAACCAAUCAACUCAGUGGCGUUUGUGUUAGAUGGUGUCAACUUUGGAGCAAAUGAUUUUGCAUACUCAGCAUAUUCCAUGGUUUUGGUUGGUGCACUAACAAUAACCUCUGAGUUUGUCCUUUCCAAAACCAAUGGUUACAUCGGAAUAUGGAUUGCUUUAACUAUAUUCAUGGCCCUGCGUACAUUUGCCGGUUUGUGGAGGAUGGGGACAGGAACAGGACCAUGGCGUUUUCUGCGGGUUCUACCAAUGUUAUCAGAAGCCAAGUCAUAGAAUUGCUAGCACUUACGUGGCUAAAUAUAAAGUUUUCCAUCUUUAUUUUCCUCUGUACUUCUCCUUACAGAGUUUUUUUUUUUUUUUUUGGCUUACAUGGUAGAAAUUCGACACACUUUUCUACUCAUAUGUUUGUAUAAUAGUCUGACUUCGAUGUCAUUUUUCGUAUGAUUCUGUAUUGGAUGGAAGCUAGCUAUAUCUAGAAUACAUCUUGGCAUAUGAAACUUCUAUAUGUUUUUGGUCCCA
Messenger RNA from Lycium barbarum (goji berry), 2194 nucleotides. Its product is annotated as protein DETOXIFICATION 43. The record is from RefSeq and is a predicted model, not a curated record. Lineage: Eukaryota; Viridiplantae; Streptophyta; Magnoliopsida; Solanales; Solanaceae. Gene Ontology annotation, cellular component: membrane. The transcript has 14 exons. Gene Ontology annotation, biological process: transmembrane transport. Gene Ontology annotation, molecular function: citrate transmembrane transporter activity; antiporter activity; xenobiotic transmembrane transporter activity. Bases 314 to 1948 code for a protein of 544 amino acids.